Monomorium pharaonis (pharaoh ant) is the source of this 3464-nucleotide messenger RNA. RefSeq names its product Krueppel-like factor 3. Bases 552 to 1676 code for a protein of 374 amino acids. Gene Ontology annotation, molecular function: DNA-binding transcription factor activity, RNA polymerase II-specific; RNA polymerase II cis-regulatory region sequence-specific DNA binding. The transcript has 7 exons. The record is from RefSeq and is a predicted model, not a curated record. NCBI's taxonomy places the organism in Eukaryota, Metazoa, Arthropoda, Insecta, Hymenoptera, Formicidae. Gene Ontology annotation, biological process: regulation of transcription by RNA polymerase II.
GGAGGAACAAAACGCAAGGCGCAACAAAACGGGGAGAGAGUGUUCCCGAAGGCGACCACGGAUCCGCAGGAGGAGAGGAGUUUGGUGACCGGUGCCGAACGGGCCAGUAUUCACGCCAGUAUGCCAAUCGAAUGCCGGUAGACGACCAAUAUAUAUAUAUAUACUCGCCGUCACCGAUAGCCAAUUAAUAAGUUACUUAGAUAGAUCAAUUACAGUAGUCAAUAAUAUUGUCGGCCAAGUGAAAGAUACGCCGGUUAAACGCGGCUAUAACUACAGCGGAAACGCGAACAAGCCCGCAUUUUUCUGUAAGCAAUAAGGAUCGCGUCUCGCGAAUAAACACGCCCCACGCACUUAUCGCGCUUCUCUAUCAACGACAAUAAUUUCUAACGCCGUUUCCUUGUCCCGCGUCGUCGAAUUCGGGAGAAGCACAAGUAAGAAGGGAGCGGAGUCCCCGGAUCUAUAGUGCGUAAUCGCGUAAUCGUGAAGUGCGACCGACUGUUUCUCGCGCGGCUGUGGAGUGCGACGAAGGACAGUCUGCGACGCAGAAGUGGAUGCGGACACCACCCCGGCGGCGAUCACCACGGUGGCUGGAAACGCUGACUUACAUCGGGAGCGCCAACGUGCAAUCAAGGUUCAUGGUUUUCAUGGAGGAGAGCGAGCUCUCGAGCAAGCGGUGGGCCAGUGCGCCCCGCCGCCCGGACAGCCCCUGCGUCCUGGGGGCACCGACGUCUAGGGAGGCGGCGGGACCGCCGGUGCAGCUGGAGCCAGUGGACCUGUCCGUGAAAACUCCCGUGGUGUUGCAGGUGCCACAAUACAAGGCACCACCGGCGGUGAUAAUUAACGCCAUCGCAAGAAGAGUACCGUCACCCUCGACGACGCCCACGCCGCCGCCGCCGCCGCCACCCCCGCCGUCGUCGCUGCUCUGCGUAUCUACCGCGUCCCCAUCUUUGCCAACGUUGGGCGAAACAGCGUGGGACAGAGAUCACGGUCGUGAUCGGAGCCGGGAGAGAAACCGGGAGCGCGAGCGCGAGAGGGUGCGGGAGAGGAGCGGCGAGAACGAGAGGGAACGCCAUCAGCAGGAACGAGAGCCCGCGAUCAGGGAGCGGGAGGCGCGGGAUCGGGAGAGGGAGCGGGAUCGCGAUAGGGAUAGGCAAAGGGACAGGGAGAGGGAUCGGGAGAGGGACCGGGAAAGGGACGUGUCGGUCUGCAUGAUGGAGCCACCCGAUCUCUCGUCCUUCAUCUCCCCGUCCGCGGCCCUUCUCGCGUUGCAGAGGAUAAAGGACGCGUCUCUCGUGUUCCACAAACGUCCACCGCUAGCGGCGGGUAUCGGUUUAGGGGGUAGAGGAAAUGCCAGCGUUGGCGGAAACGGCGGCAGUUUAGGUGUCGACGGCGAAUGCGGCGACGCGCUGAAGAGACGCAAAGUUCACAGAUGCGACGUCGCCGGCUGCGACAAGGUUUACACGAAGAGCUCGCAUCUAAAGGCACACAAGAGGACUCAUACCGGCGAGAAGCCGUAUCAGUGCACGUGGGAAGGUUGCACGUGGAAAUUCGCACGAUCGGACGAGCUGACACGGCACUAUCGCAAACACACGGGCCAAAAGCCGUUCAAGUGCCAUCUCUGUCAGCGAUCGUUUUCGCGAAGCGACCACUUGUCGCUCCACAUGAAGAGGCACUGAUGGUGAGGACCGUCUAGAACCGCGCGAUGCGAGAGAGAAAGCGCACGCCGAUCAGGCAGGAGGAAAUGGAGGAAAGCUGGAGAACGGUCCUCGGUAAUCGGCUAGCGAUCCCGAGCGAUCCUACGUGAAAAACGACGAAGAUAUUUCUUACAUUUGGGACCUGAAGAGCCGCGCCGUGCGCCGGCCCGUUCCGAGUCUUAGAGAUCGGACCGGUCGGCCAGGUGGGCAGCAACUAGGAAAAAGAGAAGAUAAAUCGACGAAGCACACAAAUCGCGUUCAUUAGAUUUAGCGCUUAACCGCGAGCUAUAAGCAAUCACGCCGAUCAACUUUGGUAGGCUGAUUCUCUUCGGUGCUGUCUCUCGUAAGCCUCUCGACGGGAUCUCUUCGGAAAAGAAUAGGCCACAGGCUGCGAUAAUUGGGUCGAUGUAGGAAUUAUGAGCGUUUAAUAAUCGCGAAGGGAGGUAAUCGUUUUACCAAUUGUCGGGCUUUAACGAUGGCGCAUUUGCCGCUUUAUGCUUUAGAGGAAGGAACGAUCCGUUUGCGUGAUCGAGAUCGCCUACAGAUUUGGCACGAUGAGAGACGUCUCGUUACAUAUAUCCGUUCUCUUCUGUGUUUCUAGCCAAUUUUUACUCGUUCGAUUUUCCAGUUUGUUUUCUUUUUUAUAUAUAUAUAUAUAUAUAUAUAUAAUAUACAUUUAAUUAAGGCCAGCUCAACUAGUCUAGAGCAUCAUAUAUCGUAUAUGUAUCGCGAAGAAGAGAGCCAGUAAUAAUGAAUAAAUAAAUAAAUUAAUUAACUAUGGUAAGUAAAUGGUUAGCAUGUAAGAGUUAAAGAAUAUAUCGAACUCCGGUGACGGAGCUUGGGACUUAGCAUGCUCAGUUAAAUAAACUACAAUCGUGAUCGUAGACACUACGUAAAGCAUUGAUAGAGCAAUUUUUCGAUUAUGCACAAAGAAUUUCGCGUUUAGAGACGGACAAUCAUUAAUGUUUUAUUACGUAGUAAUGAAGCGGGAUAAAGAAACAUCGGCAUACCAGAAGCCAGUAUUAUUACGUAACAAGCAAUAUCUGAUGGCUUUAUUAGUACGAUGUUUUCGAGAAAUUUCUUUUUAAGACGCAAAAAGGGAUAAUUUUUGGUCGUAAUUCGCAAGUCGUCAAAUUUGGAUUCCGCGUGUAAAGGUGCCAAAGUAGAAGGUGCAAUCACAAGAUAUAUCGUUAAUACCGCGUGCUUUACGAAAAGAAAGCAGCAUAAUCGAGUAAAUUAUUCUUUUUUAUCGCGCUUUGGGAUUUUCGAUCCUGAUUGCAUUGGCGUGGAGGUGCAUCUGCAUUCCGCGUAGACGAUAGUGACAGAUGUUAUUUCGUACUUUACGUGGGCAUCCUGAAAACUCAACAGCUCAAUAAAUAUCCGCAGGGCGCCGAAAUGUAUGCUCAAACACCCUGCGUUGAUUGUCGAAGGAACGAAUCACUUUUCACAUGUAUUUAUAUCGUUCUUCACGACUUUUUGAUUACAAAUAAUGAUUUUAUCAGGAUGCUUUCACACGUUGCAUUGGUGAUUUUGGGAUUAUUAAUUCGUAUGGGAGUGCAAUUUAGUAAUUAUAUUUUAAAAAUUAUUUAAUUAUUUACUAUUGCAUAUUAAUUAGUAAAUAGAAAUUAACUUACAUAUAAUUAUUUGUAAUUUUGAUCAGUAAUAUUAAGAGCACAAAAAUGCAUAAUGUGAUGUAUAGAAAACUUAUAUUUACUGAAGUUGAGAAGAAAAAAAAAUAGAUUGGCUGUUAGACAUUAUAGGUACCGAAAA